Messenger RNA from Closterium sp. NIES-67, 1269 nucleotides. Lineage: Eukaryota; Viridiplantae; Streptophyta; Zygnematophyceae; Desmidiales; Closteriaceae. The record is from the annotation of a GenBank genome assembly.
AGUUCAGUAUUGCCUCUAGGCUUUAGUUUAGAACCGCAGCCAGCGCCUUUUAUAUUACCUGAGGUUCUUCCAGCCCUUGUCAUUUCAGCCUUCGGUCUAUAGUAUCACCACAGCCCCGUUAAUUCUACCAGAAUUGAAUAGAAUCAAGACAGGUUUAGCCAUUCGUCGAGUAACAGCUCCGACGCGGUUCAGCCAUCCAUUCCGAACGAAACCAAGCGUCGCAUAUCCUUUUCCUCGCGUGGAAAUUUCGUCGGAUGGAAUUUUCUUCGCACAGAAUUUUCGCUGCAUAGAAUUUCUCCUCGCAGCGUCAUUGCGAGUAAACGCGUUGACCACCGUCACCGCGUGCAUUCUCCUCGUUACCAGAACAAGCUUCAAGCUUCAUACCACGAGCCCUUGUAGAAAUUCUCUCUCCUCGUUACACGACGCUUUCUUCCGAGUCGUCUUUAAAACGUUCCCGGUACGGUACGACGCGAUCUAGUUCAAGCGGUGCCUCUCGACACCGUCGUCACCUCGAGACGCGCUCGGCCUCGCGACGCUCUUUCUCUCAGCCGGCCAUGGCGUGUCAAAAGUCGCUGAUUCUCCUCCUCGCCGCUCUCAUACUCCUCGUCGGCGGAGUGGAAGCUCAGAAAAUGGUGUGGGUGGGCGGCGGCAACGGCAACAGGUGGAUCUCCCCGUGGGGCUACGGGCUGCAGAACUGGAAGGCGCCGAAAUUGCUGCCCAACGACGUGCUAGUAUUCCAGUGGGUGAACGAGCUGCACUCGGUGCAUAAAGUAGACGCUGCAGACUACACUGCAUGCACGUUUUUGAAUGCUAAGCCACUUGCCCGGGGCCGCUACUAUGGAUUCUACACUGUCAAAGUGAGGGUGAAGGACAUCGGCAAAACAAUCUAUUUCAGCAGCAACGUGGGUGAUGACUGCAACAACGGCAUCAAAGCAGCGUUUACAGUGGCUUCGUGAUUCUACGUGUGUUGAGCUGAGCUGUAGAGAUUGUCGUUUGGUUCGUACAAGCAAAGAGUGAAUUACAUGACAUCAGUAAGGUCCUCUGUAUUUCAGUUCAGCAGCAACAUGGGUGUAUGCUGCAAUGGGACGAAGGCUGCAUUCGAAAUAAAUUCAAGACUAGGUGAGCUGAGCUCCAGUCUAGUACCACCUGAAUGUUGCCUUCGGGUAUGUUUAUUCCGAAGGUGCGGGUAAAUAAUAGGCUUUUUAUGGAAAUCAAUGUAGAGAAGUGUUCGUUUUGUGGAAAGAGCAAGGUCUACGGCAGCAUAGCCUU